Molecule: messenger RNA, 741 nt
Organism: Hydra vulgaris (swiftwater hydra)
Lineage: Eukaryota; Metazoa; Cnidaria; Hydrozoa; Anthoathecata; Hydridae
Source: RefSeq, a predicted model, not a curated record
AACUUGAUUUUUUUUUUUACAGAAAAAAUAAUUUCAUAAAAAUGGUAGAUUAUCGAGAAACAUCAACGAUGAUAUCAGAUUUUGUACUUGCUUUGGUUUCCUAUGUUGCAGGUACUUAUCGUAUGAAUAAACUACGUGAAUACUCAUGGCGUCAUGCGACUCUUUCAUGGUUUGCCAUGUUCGGGUUUUCAUUUAUUGGUUUUGCAGCAAUUGUUGGCUUUGUGAGAUUUGGUUAUUUUUUUCCAAAAAGACAAUAUUUAGUUAAAGGAUGGCAUCAGUAUUUUACAGAUUUAGCAUCAGUUAUUGGUUUACCAAUGUUAGCUGCAGCAUAUUCUCAGCGUACAGAAUGGCAAAAUCUGUGUUGGUUUUUUUUUGUUCUGUCAAUUCUUUCAACUUUACUUCAUUGCAUCUCAUUGCUUCGCAUGCCAGUUCGUGAUUUUUGUGCUUGUCUAGCGAUUUUGUUUAUCAUUAUAUCAUCAUUGUUUAUGGAGUUUCAAAGUCAGCUAAAUAUUUAUGGUUUGGCUGGGUGUGGAUGUGUUAUUCUCUCAGUUUUAGUUAAUGACCAAGGACGUGGUAUUCAAGGUUUUAAAAAUGUGGAUUUGUUUCAUUACAUAAUGGCAGUAGGAAUUUGUUUUCUUGCAGAAGGAUUGUUAUCUUAAUUUUUUUUUUUUAACAUAAACAUUAAAUAUGAUUUUUUGUACAUAUUUAGUUUAGAGUGCACAAAAGAACCAAUACAAAUAA